Molecule: messenger RNA, 2692 nt
Organism: Sclerotinia trifoliorum
Lineage: Eukaryota; Fungi; Ascomycota; Leotiomycetes; Helotiales; Sclerotiniaceae
Source: the annotation of a GenBank genome assembly
AAAGUAGCCCACCCUGGUAUACGUAAGCCGUCACACUGUCGGGUUGUGCAAUGCUCGAUUCUACUUACUGCAACACUAAACUACCUCAGUUCCCAUGCAUCGUGAUCGAUGGGAUGGCAGAAAGCAGGUAUCACUACCGGCCAUUAAAUGAAUUCGAUUCGAUUCGACUUUUGGUUCUACAGCCUUCUGUUGAUAUUACCACCAAUAUUCAUUGCACCUUGCUCACGACCACGUUGACUAAAUGCGACAAUGAUAUAAUUUCUGGAUAUACCGCGCUCUCCUAUGUCUGGGGUGACGCACGAGUGACAAAAUCGAUAUACAUCGAGAACAAAAUAUUCGAGGUCACAACUAACCUCGACUCGGCUUUACGUCACCUACGUGAUUCUUCAAGGGUACAACUGUUAUGGGUAGAUGCAAUUUGCAUUGACCAAACCAAUGACAAUGAAAAAAGCAAACAAGUAGUUCAGAUUGGAAGAGUCUAUCAGGUCGCACGGAACACAGUCAUUUAUCUCGGCGAGUCUACCGAAUCCUCAAAACUACUUCUCCAAGUAAUUCAACGUAGCCAUGAUCGGAUUCUGAGCUCCGGAAACUCGACAGCAAUGGACAAGUUAGCUGCGAUUCUUAAGGGCAUGGAUUUAGACAAGGUAAAGGAUUUGUUUUUGGACAUAUUGGAACGACCUUGGUUCACGAGAAUAUGGGUCCUUCAAGAAUUGAUCUUUUCGGCAAAUCCAUGGGUGCAGUGUGGACAACUUCGUGUUAAGUGGAAACAGCUCUUCAAUGCAUUUGAAACAAUCUCAAUCUCGAUAUCAGGUUCCCGUCCCUCCAGGCUACAUGAGUCACUUGGUAGAUUUGUUGCAAUGAAUCAAAAGCGAGACACUUUCAAGCUAACGAGAGAACCCUCUGAUAUUCCAGUAAGAGAUAUUUUAGAACUCCUAACGGCAAGAAGGGGACUAGGGGUUUCCGAUCCGCGAGAUAUGCUAUUUGCGCACAAAGGGAUCUUACAAGGUUCUCCUGAUGUUGAAUAUUCUCAAAAUAUGGCACUAGUGGUUGACUACUCCAGGAGCGUAAAGGAUGUCUACACAAAUUUGGCUCGCUACUGCAUUGAAAAAUCUUCAGAUGACAGAAAAUUAGAAGUGCUGUCACAUAUAGAAGGUGGCAAGGAGAGUUGGCAUAAGGAGAAAGAACUUGAUUUGCCAUCUUGGACACCUGAUUGGACAUUGAGAGGUUAUCCCCGUCCUUACCGAUAUUUGCGGGAAAUGGCAUAUGUCGAGGGUGGUAGCUGGCCGGGUGCUUGCAGUAAGAAACGAAAGGGUCAUUAUUCGUCUCUACAAUGUUGGUGGCUCAAAUCAUCCUUCGUGUGCUCUGGUUGGUCGGCGGGCACUAUUACUAAAGUUUCACGAGCCAUCACUCCGGUAAAAGCUGCAUGGAAGUUACAAAAGGAAGACGUUCUGCUUUCAUUGCUACAAAAAGAUUCCAUUAAAGAGGCCUGGACUAUGGCUUUGACUGGAGUAUAUAAUCGAUGGUGCAGUACCAUCGAACCGCUUUAUCAUGAAACUGAUCUGACGGAAACGCCCCUUGAAGACUCUUUAAGGCCUCGCCUAUCACUUACCAGUAUGUUUAAAAAAUCUGGUCUGGGGUUGGAUGUACUUAAGGAGAUUGCUUCGACUUUGUCUCUGGAUGACUUGCACUCUCUUGAAGAAAAUGAGGACUUUUUUCGGAGCAGCAUCACCACCGCAAGCCGAUUCGCUUCCACAUUGAGUAUUAUCCUGUGGGCCCAUGCCGUGAUAGAAAAUGUUGAAAUAUCCAAGGCAAUCUUUUCCGAGGCUCUCUACAAUAGAAAGUUUGCCACACUUGAAGAUGGAACUCUAACUCUAGUGCCAGCAGCAGCUAGAAAGGGAGAUGUUAUUUGCUUUCUAGCAGCUGACCUGACAACCCCCUUUCUUCUUCGACCAAAGCAUGUACGAUUUGCUGAUUUGGAGAAAGAAAAUAAAAAAUAUCUCUCCGGGGUUUUGGAAGCAUCCUACUAUACAUAUUCAGACUAUACUUUUAUGGGCGAAUGUCACAUUGACACUCCGUGUUAUACUCCUGAGUGGAAACCGAUGCAUCGCGCCAUUGAUGAAGCUCAUUCGAGACGAAUCAAACGCUAUGAAGAUGAAUUGGCUGGGGAACUGGAUGAUGAUACCAGUCGCAGGCUCGAGAUCUUUCCAAUUAGCUGACCGUUCAUUUGAUUGACUGCAAAAGUUCACUGGAAACAGCUGUCUCGAACUCCACAUUGACAAUGAAGUGUUGUCUUAAAAGGCAGAAUAAGAAAUGGCGACAACAUGUUCGUAGUGAGCGGAGAUAACACCACUACAGUAGCAUUACUACAGCAAGCUAGUCAAUUCUCUGUUAUAAUAAAACCUAUGAGAACGAAACAAAAUCUAUCAAGCCCCUAAUGCAGUCAAUUAAGAGAUUCAUUUCAAAGUUGAGACGAUGGUAGGUUAAGAGAAUUGUGGUUUAUUUUUAGUAGAUAGGCAGUCUUCUCGCUAAAACACCAUAAAUAGGAGCUAAUCAGUGGCUGUACGAUUGAUAAAAUCACCAACUCCACACUAAUAUCACCCUGCAGAUAUUGAUCAGAGCGUUUGUAAGUCAAGAAUCCUUCCAAUGGUUUCUGAUUUACUACUAGUCAACACGUUAAUGCAGGUUCAAGUAC